This is a messenger RNA of Letharia lupina, 990 nucleotides long. RefSeq lists its product as uncharacterized. NCBI's taxonomy places the organism in Eukaryota, Fungi, Ascomycota, Lecanoromycetes, Lecanorales, Parmeliaceae. The transcript has a single exon. Gene Ontology annotation, biological process: box C/D snoRNP assembly. The record is from RefSeq and is a predicted model, not a curated record. Bases 1 to 990 code for a protein of 329 amino acids.
AUGGAGAAGAGCAAAAAAAGAGCCCUCGAAGACAUUGACCGCAAACCAAUGACCCUCUCCAGCAAGAGAAGGCGGCAGGCCGGGGCAUCAGAUACAGAUUCCCCAGCCCAUGCUAUGACCCCGUCGAUAGCUCCGAGCCCCCAAACACUCAUAGGCUCGCCAGCACCGAUCACACCCUCUCGGAGACUCCAUCCCUCAACCCCUUCCUACAGCAGCUCCAUCACCAGCUCCUCCGAGCCCUCGGAAUCCGAAAGCGACGCAUCCAGCUCCAGCGGCAGCGAAGAAACAGACAGUGUCGGCUACACUUCCACCUCAAGCGCCGACUCCCCGCGCCAACAACGACGACAGCAAUACCCGCACCUGCCGUCCCUUUUCCCUCGUAUGCUCAACCCUUCGACCACCAGCAGCGGCACAAGUACGGAUUACGCAUCCUCCACCUCCGCCUCCGACCUCGUCUCCGUCCUCUCCUCCUCAUCCGCAGACGAUGAAUCCGCCUCCUCCACAUCAAGAUCCUCCUCAUCCGCGUCCGAAUCGUCUUCCUCCGCCGACUCCGCCGUCUCGUCUUUCAGCAGCACGCACGCUUCACUGCCUCCACCUCUAUCCGUCGCCUCGCUUACGGCCGAUAAUCUGUCGCAUCUGCAGGCGAGGCUGAAUGCGCUGCUGCCGAAGAUCAAGAGUGCGAAUGAAGUCUUGGAGACCGAGAGGAGGGAAGGGAGGUUGGAGGAGCGGAAUAUUGAGGGGGUGGGAGGAGGGGCCCGGGAGGGAGGGUACAUUGAGAUGGAUUUGGGGUUGGGUGUGCUGGAAGAGAAGACGGGAGAUGGUGCACGAAAAUGUGAGGACGACGAAGGUGAAAGCGAGGGGGGAAAGGGAGGUGGAGAAGGGCUGGGGGCAGGAGAUGUGUUGGGGGACUUGAUGGGGAAGAAUAGGAGUCAGGGAAAGGGAAAGGGAAAGAGAAAGAGAGAAGUGGGCAUUGAAGAGGUCAGAAGUUAA